ACUGCUCCAGGCUGCGGGCUAGUUACAGGUUGUCAUUGCCCAGGGCUAGGGAGAGGGGCGGCUGGCACUGCCCCGGGCUGGGGCGGAGGACAGGCUGAAGGGAAGGUAUGUCUGCAUGAGGGAAGGCGGGUGGCGCGCGCAUGCCGGAACCACCUCCCACUUCUUGGUUGACACCUGCUCCUUCCGCCCUUGGCGCCUGUGCCGUUGCCCCGCCUCUUUAUUGAUAUACAGCUGGCGGUGUCCCGGGCGGCCAAUCACCGGCGGCAGCUCCUGAAUAUGGAAUGAGCCCGGGGCUGCGGCCCUUGUCAUGCGGGCCCGAGCGACGAGGGAACAGCGCGGCGGGGAGCGGGGCACAAGAUGGCGACAGCCAUGUACCUGGAGCACUAUCUGGACAGUAUUGAAAACCUGCCCUGUGAUUUGCGAAGGAACUUCCAGCUGAUGCGUGAACUGGAUCAAAGAACAGAAGAUAAGAAAGCAGAAAUUGACAGCCUUGCAGCAGAGUACAUUUCAACAGUGAAGCACUUGUUGCCAGAGCAGCGGGUGGAGUACCUCCAGAAGAUUCAGAACGCUUAUUGUAAAUGUAAAGAGUACAGUGAUGACAAAGUGCAGCUAGCCAUGCAGACCUAUGAGAUGGUGGAUAAACACAUCCGACGGCUGGAUGCAGACUUGGCACGAUUUGAAGCAGAUCUGAAGGAUAAGUUGGAAGGCAGUGACUUUGAAAGCCCUGGAGGUCGAGGCCUGAAAAAGGGACGAAGUCAAAAGGACAAGAGAAGCUCCCGGGGUCGAGGCAGGCGAACAUCUGAAGAAGAUACUCCAAAGAAGAAAAAACUAAAAGGAGGUUCUGAGUUUGCUGAUACUAUCCUGUCUGUUCACCCCUCGGAUGUCCUAGACAUGCCAGUGGAUCCCAAUGAGCCCACAUAUUGCUUGUGCCACCAGGUGUCCUAUGGAGAAAUGAUUGGCUGUGACAAUCCCGAUUGUCCAAUUGAGUGGUUUCACUUCGCUUGUGUGGACCUCACCACAAAACCAAAAGGAAAAUGGUUCUGUCCCCGUUGUGUUCAGGAAAGGAAGAAAAAGAACAUCCAUCAUGAACCACUGCUAAUAAAACAGAAGUCCACACAGCAGGAAUGUUUUAAAAGGGACAUCUUGCUUGUUUGGUGAGAGAUCUGCAUGCUUUUGAUUUGAGUUGCCUUUCAGGUUGACAGAUAAAAUGUGAAUCUUGCUAUCAUUAGAGUCUCAUACCCUAUAGUGGAAGGAAGACAGAAAUCCAAGAGGAAGAAAAGAAAAUAUUCCAUAUAAGUCAUAGAAUCAUAGAUUAUUAGGGUUGGAAGGGACCUCAAGAGAUC
Chelonoidis abingdonii (Abingdon island giant tortoise) is the source of this 1343-nucleotide messenger RNA. RefSeq names its product inhibitor of growth family member 5 (gene ING5). Gene Ontology annotation, biological process: regulation of DNA-templated transcription; positive regulation of apoptotic signaling pathway. NCBI's taxonomy places the organism in Eukaryota, Metazoa, Chordata, Testudines, Testudinidae. Gene Ontology annotation, cellular component: nucleus. Gene Ontology annotation, molecular function: chromatin binding. The record is from RefSeq and is a predicted model, not a curated record.